CUAAUAUUUCAUCCCAGCAUGGGAGAUACAUUAUAAUUGACCCUAGAUAUUUUAAAAUGGGAAAAACUUCUAAGGAUAAACGUGAUAUAUAUUAUCGACAGGCCAAGGAGGAGGGCUGGAGGGCCAGGAGUGCUUUCAAGUUGCUCCACGUGGACGAGGCUUACGGCAUUCUAAAUGGAGUCCAGCGGGCCGUGGAUCUUUGUGCCGCUCCCGGCAGCUGGUCGCAAGUGCUUUCCCGGAAACUGUAUGAUCCCUGCCAAACGGACGACGAAAAAGCCGCCGUGAAGAUUAUAGCCGUAGAUCUGCAGGCUAUGGCUCCUAUACGUGGGAUAAUCCAGCUCCAGGGAGACAUCACAAAACAGUCCACCGCAGAAGCCAUCAUCGGUCAUUUUGGCGGAGAUGAGAAGGCACAACUGGUGGUCUGCGAUGGAGCACCUGAUGUCACUGGCGUCCACGAGAUGGACGAGUACAUGCAACACCAGUUGCUAGUGGCUGCCCUCAGCAUUGCCACCUGUGUGCUGGAAACUGGCGGUACUUUUGUGGCCAAGAUUUUCAAGGGCAACGCCACCUGGCUGCUCAGCUCCCAGAUGAAGAUAUUCUUUAAAAAGUUCGACAUCUACAAGCCGCCGAGUUCCCGCCCUUCGAGCAUUGAAGCGUUUGUGGUUUGCUCCGACUUCUGCCUGCCCGAUGGUUACAUUCCACAAGUGAUCAACCCGGCUAGAGAUGAUAUCCGCCUGCUGGCGCAGAAAACGGGAUCAGAUGUCAACCGGCGACUGGUCCCUUUCAUAGCUUGCGGAGAUCUGGGCGGACUAAGUGACCCUGAUGAGGGUAAAUCUUCCGCUUCAAAAGAAACAAAAUCGGACGUGCAAUAUGUUUACGAUGCUGUGAUGAGCGACGCAUCUUAUCCCUUGGAAUUCAAGGAAAUCUUAAAGGAAGUCUAUGAUGAACAAUUGCAAGUCAGCUAAAUAUCUCUGAAAUAAAACUUAAGAAAGCUA
Messenger RNA from Drosophila elegans, 995 nucleotides. RefSeq names its product putative tRNA (cytidine(32)/guanosine(34)-2'-O)-methyltransferase 1 (gene Trm7-32). Gene Ontology annotation, molecular function: tRNA methyltransferase activity. Gene Ontology annotation, biological process: cytoplasmic translation; tRNA methylation. The transcript has 3 exons. Lineage: Eukaryota; Metazoa; Arthropoda; Insecta; Diptera; Drosophilidae. The coding region runs from base 57 to 965 and encodes 302 amino acids. The record is from RefSeq and is a predicted model, not a curated record. Gene Ontology annotation, cellular component: cytoplasm.